AUGGUGGGUGAGAGGCAAGGUGAAAGGGAGAAUGAGAGAGAAGGACAGGAGGGUGUAAGGGUGGGUGGGGUGGUAACCAUGGGCGAUGGUAGGAGUAGAGAAGGUGGCCGAAUGGGGAAGAGUGAGAGCAACCUAAUGAGGCAAUGGGGAAGGGAAGCAACGAUGACCCUUAAUGCGAUAGGAAGGGAUGAGAGGGUGGGCGGGGUGACGAUUAGGGGGAACAUGAUGGGCAGGGGAGUGAUGACAACGUGGAGAGAGGAGGGAGGGGAAACGAGAUCAACGGGAAGGGAAGCGAUGGCGAUAGGGAGGGGAAGCGUGGGCGACGGUGGAAGGGAGUGUAGGGGACGGUGGGGGGAAGCGUGGAUUUUGCCUAUCACUCAUUCCCUUCCCCACUGCUCACUCCUUUCCCCCCUGCUCACUCCCUUCCCCUCUGCUCACUCCUUUCCCCCGUGCUCACUCCCUUCCCCUCUGCUCACUCCUUUCCCCUCUGCUCACUCCCUUCCCCUAUGCUCACUCCUUUCCCCCUUGCUCACUCCCUUCCCCUCUGCUCACUCCUUUCCCCUUUGCUCACUCGCUUCCCCUCUGCUCAUUCCCUUUCCCCCUGCUCACUCCCUUCCCCUCUGCUCACUCAUUUCCCCUCUGCUCACUCCCUUCCCUUCUGCUCACUCCUUUCCCCACUGCUCACUCCCUUCCCCACUGCUCACUCCUUUCCACUCUGCUCGCUCCCUUCCCCUCUGCUCACUCCUUUCCCCUCUGCUGAGUCCCUUCCCCUCUGAUCACUCCUUUCCCUCCUGCUCACUCCCUUCCCCCUUGCUCACUCCCUUCCCCUGUGCUCACUCCUUUCCCCCCUGCUCACUCCCUUCCCCUCUGCUCACUCCUUUCCCCCUUGCUCACUCCUUUCCCCUCUGCUCACUCCUUUCCCCCCUGCUCACUCCCUUCCCCUCUGCUCACUCAUCUCCCCUCUGCUCACUCCCUUCCCUUCUGCUCACUCCUUUCCCCACUGCUCACUCCCUUCCCCACUGCUCACUCCUUUCCACUCUGCUCGCUCCCUUCCCCUCUGCUCACUCCUUUCCCCUCUGCUGA
Molecule: messenger RNA, 1083 nt
Organism: Closterium sp. NIES-65
Lineage: Eukaryota; Viridiplantae; Streptophyta; Zygnematophyceae; Desmidiales; Closteriaceae
Source: the annotation of a GenBank genome assembly